This is a messenger RNA of Penicillium subrubescens, 1518 nucleotides long. Its product is annotated as putative amino acid permease. Gene Ontology annotation, cellular component: membrane. Gene Ontology annotation, molecular function: transmembrane transporter activity. Gene Ontology annotation, biological process: transmembrane transport. The record is from RefSeq and is a predicted model, not a curated record. The coding region runs from base 1 to 1518 and encodes 505 amino acids. NCBI's taxonomy places the organism in Eukaryota, Fungi, Ascomycota, Eurotiomycetes, Eurotiales, Aspergillaceae. The transcript is spliced from 3 exons.
AUGGGAUCCGACACGCCCACCGAAAAAGAUAUACAAACGAGCAGCAGCUCACCGAGUCAUGACCAAGAAGCCGGCGAGAUCGCCAGCGUCGGCGAAAGCGACGAGCUCCACCAUCUUGGCUACGAGCAGGAGAUGCACCGCAACCGAUCGGUGAUUACUCUACUCUUCCAAUCGCUCGCCAUCGCAGCUAUUCCCUACGGUGAAGGCAGUGCCCUACUCAGCGCUAUCUACGGCGGGGGUCCACUCUCCAUCUUCGUCGGAUGGAUUGUCGUCUGUGUACUCGAUCAAUGUGUCGCAAUGUCUCUCGCCGAACUAGCUUCACGCUAUCCAACCUCCGCAGGACCGUACUACUGGUCCUUCCAAAUCGCCCGCAGCAGCAAAACAACUGUCUCCUUUAUCAAUGCCUGGAUCUGGCUAAUCGGCAACUGGACCAUCACACUAUCCGUCAACUUCGGCUUCGCAUCUAUGCUCUCCGCCACUAUAUCAAUGUACCAUCCAGACUGGAGCGCUAACUCCUGGCAACUCCUCCUAAUAUUCUACGCCGUCUGCCUGGGCAGUCUAGUGAUCUGCACAUUCGCAAAUAAAUACCUCCCACAAGUAGACAUCGCCUGCGCAACCUGGACAGCCCUCACAAUCAUCGUCAUUCUCAUCGCCGUCUCCGUCAAAGCAGAUACAGGCCGACACUCCGCCUCCUACGCUCUAGCACACUACGACACCUCCUUCGCCGGCUGGGGCAACUUCACCUUCUUCAUCGGCCUCCUCCCAGCCGCCUACACCUUCUCCGCCAUCGGAAUGGUCUCCUCCAUGGCCGAAGAAGUAGCCCAACCAGCCAUCAAAGUUCCCCGAGCAAUCUCCCCUCGCCGUACCAUCACCCUCCCCCCACUGGAAGACAUCAUCAACUCCCCCGGCGGCCAAGCUCUCCCCUACAUCCUCCACGCCGUCAUGGGCUCCCCAGGCGGCGGUCUAGCCCUCGUCUUCCUCGUCCUCGUAAUCACCCUCUUCUGCAGCAUAAGCAUAACCGUCGCCGCAAGCCGCGCAACCUGGGCCGCAGCCCGCGACGACGCAAUUCCGCUCGCGAAACUCUGGGCCCGUGUACACCCCCGUCUCGGCGUGCCUGUCUGGUCCCUCGUUCUCCUGACAAUAAUACAAAUGCUCCUGGGAUUAAUCAAUCUCGGCUCGACGAGUGCGUUUACCGCGUUCGUGUCUGUGGGUGUUAUUGCGCUUGCGGCGGCUUAUGCGGUGCCUAUUGCGUUGAGUUUGUAUCAUGGUCGUGAGGAAGUUUCAAGGGCGCCGUGGAAUUGCGGGAAGUUUGUGGGUGUUACGGUUAAUGUGCUUGCGUUGGCGUGGAUUGCGUUUGAGUUGGUGCUUUUUAGUAUGCCCAUGGUUUUGCCGGUUACGCCGGUUUCGAUGAAUUAUGCCUCUGUGGUAUUUGUCGGGUUUAUGGCUAUUUCGGCCGUUUGGUAUGCUGUUUAUGCUAGGAAGCAUUACAAGGGUCCGCCAGAGUCAGAUGCGUUGUAG